AUGAGCCCGAAAGUCGAAGGGGUUGGGUGUCCGCCAACGAAAGGCAAGCAGACGAGCGGUGAAGGCUGUGAUCUGACAGCGACAACUGUGCUGGGCCCUUGUGGGGAACGCCUAUCCAGGCCCGCUACCCACCGGUGUAUGCAGGCCCUGAAUCGAAGCAUCCACUGUGCACCUGAAGCGCACCAUCACCUGGGCAGCGGCAGUAAAGCAACCGGUAACAACAAGAUCUCAGGCACUGAAUGGUCAAGCGACUUGCGCCGCCCCCAUGCAUCAAAUGGCGGCUGCGCAGAGCCUGUUAUUGAUUUGAUGAGACGGCACAUAGUCUGCCAGCAUUGUCACGACAACCGUAGAACCAACACCGAACCGCUCGCUAGGCAGAAAGUCAUUUGGCAUCGACAGCAACCUGCAGUCUCAGUCUUCGAGCCAGCCGCUCACGAUAUGAUCGUCGGUCCCUUCGCUCACAGACUCCCGUUCGCAACUUUAGCCUGCGGGAAGCCCAGCUUGGCUGACCUGUGCUCAUGCACGGAUGACGCCGGAGGGCAGAAAAAGAAGAAGAAAACGAUGCAAGUUCUUCGACGGCUGCCUCGCUUGCGCAUGUCUCGCAAUCUGGCCCCAGCCCUAGUCGAAGCAGGACCCCCCCCCCCCCCCUGCAGACAAGCGCGGUCUUACCUCGCCAACGGGCUGGCGAUACGAGAUGAUGGAAGCCCGUUCGUUGCUCGAUCCUGGGCGCCAUCAACACCCUCAUUAUGA
Boeremia exigua is the source of this 750-nucleotide messenger RNA. RefSeq lists its product as uncharacterized. The record is from RefSeq and is a predicted model, not a curated record. The transcript has 2 exons. Lineage: Eukaryota; Fungi; Ascomycota; Dothideomycetes; Pleosporales; Didymellaceae. The coding region runs from base 1 to 750 and encodes 249 amino acids.